This is a messenger RNA of Galeopterus variegatus (Sunda flying lemur), 2232 nucleotides long. RefSeq names its product dpy-19-like 2 (C. elegans) (gene DPY19L2). The record is from RefSeq and is a predicted model, not a curated record. The transcript has 9 exons. Gene Ontology annotation, biological process: spermatid development. The annotation marks the transcript as partial. Gene Ontology annotation, molecular function: mannosyltransferase activity. Gene Ontology annotation, cellular component: nuclear inner membrane. Lineage: Eukaryota; Metazoa; Chordata; Mammalia; Dermoptera; Cynocephalidae.
CUAAUUCAAGGUAGUGCUUGGUGGUGUGGAACAAUCAUUUUGAAAUUUCUGACAUCUAAAGUCUUAGGCGUUUCAGACCAUAUUCGCCUCAGUGACCUUAUAGCAGCCAGAAUCUUAAGGUAUACAGAUUUUGAUACCUUAAUAUAUACCUGUGCUCCUGAAUUUGAUUUCAUGGAAAAAGAGACUCCACUGAGAUAUGCAAAGACAUUAUUGCUUCCAGUUGUUCUGGUGAUUACUUGUUUCAUCUUAAAAAAGACUGUUCGUGAUAUUUCAUGUGUCUUAUCUACAAACACUUUUCAAAGAAAACAGCUCCUUGAACAUGGUGAGCUGAUUUUUCACACAUUGCAGUUGUUAGCAUUUACUGCCCUUGCUGUUUUAAUUAUGAGGCUGAAGCUAUUUUUGACACCCCACAUGUGUGUUAUGGCUUCCUUGAUAUGCUCUAGACGGCUCUUUGGCUGGCUUUUUUGCAGAGUUCGAUUCGAGAAUGUUAUCUUUGGCAUUCUAACAGUGAUGUCACUACAAGGUUUUGCAAACCUCCAUAAUCAAUGGAGCAUAAUAGGAGAAUUUAAUAAUUUGCCCCAGGAAGAACUUAUACAAUGGAUUAAAUACAAUACCAGACCAGAUGCUGUUUUCGCAGGUGCCAUGCCUACCAUGGCAAGCGUCAAGCUGUCUGCACUUCAUCCCAUUGUGAAUCACCCACAUUACGAGGAUGCAGACUUGAGUCUAAAAACCUAUGAGGUACUUUAUGAUUUAUGUAUUUCCUCUAGCUAUGAAUGUGUUUUUAAUACGGAUAUAUAUAUACACAUCUUUUUUUUUUUCAGGCCUGGUUGCAGCAUGCUUGAGAUCUGGGAUGUGGAAGACCCUUCCAGUGCCGCUAACCCUCCCUUAUGUAGCGUCCUGCUCAAGGACGCGCGGCCUUACUUCACCACUGUGUUCCAGAACAGCGUGUACAGAGUCCUGAGGGUGAACUAAGGACGAGACUACCCAUUACACUGUGGUGCAACGAAGGGUGUUGAAAACAAUCACAUGUUGGCUUAUUUACAUUAAUAAAAAUCACAAGCUUUAAUAAGAGAUGCUUAAAAAGAAGAUAAAAAUGAUUUAAAGUUUUUUUGAUUAUUAAAGGUAAAUCACCUCAUUGUUUCCCACUGAAUGUUGGCCUUAUAAAGCCUGUAAAUCAUUUCAUGCUGCAUAAACUAAUUUUCAUCUUAGAGUUUUAAAGAAAAAUGUAUGUAAAACAAUAUGAAAUUUUAUAAAUCAAGGGUAAGUCCUUUUUAUCCAACUAGGAGAUUGCUUUAGAUUUUCUCUGGAACCAGGGUGGAACAACUCAAACACCGAGGACAGAAGGACGCAGGCUGGGAGAUGACAGCACCUUAGGAUCCUGAUACUGGUCACGGCUUCUUUACUUCUGCCAGGAAAUUGUAACCAUGUGUCUAUUAAAGGAGUUUUUUCUUUCACUAGCUCUCAGGAAAGAUCUUUAAUAACUUUUAACAACUUUUUUAUCAUUUCAAGUUAAAAUGUUUGAAAGAAACCAGAUUGUUUUGUAAUGUUUUGAAUCUCUUCAAAUGUAUCUACCCAACCAGAUUAGUAUUUUACACUGAUUAGUUCUCAGUCUAAGCUCAACACGUUAUUAAUCUGUUUAGAACCAAGUAGUUUUUUUGUUUUUCUUUAUAUCCAGGUGAAAUAACAAUUGCUACGGUACACAACCAAAUUAGGGGGUUAAACAUAAUCAGAAAAGAAAACCCAGUUAAAUUUAUCCAAUGAGAUUUUCGUUUUCAGAUCCUAGACCUUGAAUGAAGCAGAGGCCUUUCUGUCUCGAUGGCCCUGCAGCUUAUUGGAUGUCGUCUCUCCUUCUUUUGUAAUAACAUAUUUUUAAGUCCUUAUGUAUUUUAGGUGUUGGGUGAGGAAGGUCAUAUUUUAUAAAUCCUCUUCCCCCCAAAAUCCUACCCAACAAUAAUGCUUUGAAAAGUAGUAUAUAGUUAUCCUGAAGAUAAUUAUUGCUAGCUACAAAAAUAAACACUCUUUUUUUCUGCUUGACAAAUGCUAAAUAUGCCAAAUCUAUAGUAUUUUAGUGUGUGUCUACUUUAAGUUAACCAUCUUGGAGUUUUUAUAAUGCCUGUAUAUUCUUGGCCUUCUGUACCUGAGAUCACAAAAUGACUUAAUUCCAUAUGUUAAUUCAUUUUAGUAGGUAGGCAGUAAUAUAAAGGAAAACCAAUAAAACUUUUUGUCAACUUU